AGAAGGAAAAACUCAUAUCAACGGUUCUCUGAUUAAUCGUGAUCUUCAAGUUAAAAGAUGGCGUCUUCACAAUCACUGGCAUCUGGCCUCACUGAGGAUAGAUAUGAGUCUGCGGCUGAAUCUUUGAACGAGAGCCAAAGAUAUUCUGCGAAUUACGAUGCCGAAGAUCCUGCAAUUUCAAAUACCACUGCAGAACAAGAGGAUCCAUCUCAAGAGGAAGUGGAUCAGUAUGUAAACGACACAGCCUCACAGCAAAACACUCUCCAUAAAGAAGAAUUCAAUGAUGACUAUGAAGCUGAAUUGGACAGACAGAUAAGCAGGGUGGCCACGAACUUGUCACGUUUUUCGAGCAGAGUGUUACACCGCAAUCAAGAAGAAUCUACUAGCGCAGAAAAAAGCACUGAAGAGGACGAAGGCUACGAUCCUCGUACCAUGUCUUGGGAUGGGCCUGAUGAUCCAGAAAAUCCUUUCAACUGGCCAAGCUGGAAAAAAUGGGCAGUCACUAUGACCAUCGCGUUUUUGUGUCUUGUGAUCACACUUGGAUCCUCCAUCUAUGUGGACGCUGUGCCAGAAAUGAUGGCCAAAUGGGGCAUUUCUCAAACGCUGGGUCUCGCCGGUUUGACGUUUUAUUUGGUCGGCUUGGCCUUUGGUCCAGCUAUAGCCGCGCCAUUGUCCGAGGUGUUUGGUCGUAAGAUCAUUUACUGUUCUACUCUUCCAAUCAGCAUGCUUUUCAUCAUGGGUGUCGGUCUUUCCAAAAACAUUGGCCAGGUUUUGGUUCUCCGGUUCUUCGCUGGUUUCACUGCCUCUGCUGCUCUCGCAAUUGGUGGAGGUACCGUCACAGAUAUUUGGAAACCCCACGAACUUGGAAUUGCUAUGACAUUGUUCUGUAUGGCUCCAUUGUGCGGUCCAGUGGUCGGUCCUAUUAUUGGUGGCUUUGUUGCUGAGAACAAAGUUUCUACUGCUAUGAACAAGAUUGGUGGCCUCAGAUGGACAAUGUGGGUCGAUCUGUUUUUCGCUGCUGCAGUUUUCAUUCCCCUCUUCCUGGCUCCAGAAACAUAUAGGCCUAUCAUCAUGAGAAGGAGAAUUAAGAAGAGAAACCUCAAGCUCAAGAAGACAAUGCCGCUUGCCCAAUUCCUCCUGAUCUUAAUUUUCAUCACAUUGCUGAAACCAAUGGAAAUGCUGAUAGUGGAGCCAAUUGUGCUGGUGUUUUCCGUCUACACUGCUUUCAUUUUCGCUGUGCUUUUCGGCUUCUUCGAAGCUUUCCCAGUCAUUUUCAGAGGACAGUACGGCAUGUCGCUUGGAAUAUCUGGUCUCCCAUUCUUAGGGGUUGGUCUUGGCAUUCUUAUUGGUGCCGCCACUUAUGUUUACAUUGACAAAAGGAUUUUCUUCAGACGUUACCCAGAUGGUUACAUCGGCCUCAGAGACAAAAACGGCAACAAUCUGCCACCAUCGCCAGAAUCUAGACUUCUGCCAUGUAAAUUGGGAGCAGUGUCAAUGCCUCCAGCUUUGUUCUGGCUCGCAUGGACGGGAAGGCACUCUGUUCACUGGAUGGCUCCAAUUGCUGCCGGUGUGCCAUUUGGAUUUUCCCUGAUUUUAAUUUUUUUCUCGAUCCUGACCUAUUUCAGCAUGUCAUACCCUCCACUUUCUGUCGCAUCGGCCUUGGCUGCCAACAAUUUCCUGAGAUAUAUCGUGUCAUCGGUUUUCCCAUUGUUCACUGUCCAGAUGAUGGAAAACUUGCACAUUUACUGGGGUGUCUCUGUUUUUGCAUUCAUCGCGCUUGCCUUGGCCCCAGUUCCAUGGUUGUUCACCAAGUGGGGUCCUCCUCUUAGAGAAAAGUCUAAAUAUGGAUUCGCUACCGAGAAGAAAGAGAAAGAAGCAACUGCCGCAAAGGAAACUGAAGUUUAGAUAUAAAACUUUCUAAUAUCCA
Messenger RNA from Ogataea polymorpha, 1927 nucleotides. RefSeq lists its product as uncharacterized. The transcript has a single exon. Gene Ontology annotation, molecular function: spermine transmembrane transporter activity; spermidine transmembrane transporter activity. Gene Ontology annotation, cellular component: membrane. Bases 58 to 1905 code for a protein of 615 amino acids. Gene Ontology annotation, biological process: transmembrane transport; spermine transport; spermidine transport. NCBI's taxonomy places the organism in Eukaryota, Fungi, Ascomycota, Pichiomycetes, Pichiales, Pichiaceae. The record is from RefSeq and is a predicted model, not a curated record.